Messenger RNA from Sciurus carolinensis (gray squirrel), 3285 nucleotides. It is a transcript of the gene Unc45a, whose product is annotated as unc-45 myosin chaperone A. The transcript has 20 exons. Bases 75 to 2909 code for a protein of 944 amino acids. Gene Ontology annotation, molecular function: Hsp90 protein binding. Lineage: Eukaryota; Metazoa; Chordata; Mammalia; Rodentia; Sciuridae. The record is from RefSeq and is a predicted model, not a curated record.
GGCAGCUUCCAGAGCCCGGGGCCACCUCCGCCCCAGAGACUGCGCCUGCGCGGGCCUGGGACUUAGGCUCCGUGAUGACUGUGAGUGGCCCAGGGACCCCUGAGCCCCGACCCAUCGUCCCCGGGGCCAGCUCAGUGGAGCAGCUACGCAAAGAGGGCAACGACCUGUUCAAAUGCGGAGACUAUGAGGGCGCCUUAUCGGCCUAUACCCAAGCCUUAGAUUUGGGCGCGACGCCCCUGGACCAGGCCAUUCUGCACCGGAAUCUGGCUGCUUGCCACCUCAAGCUGGAAGAUUAUGAUAAAGCAGAAACGGAGGCAUCUAAAGCCAUUGAAAAGGACGGUGGGGAUGUCAAAGCACUUUACCGGAGGAGCCAAGCCUUAGAGAAACUGGGCCGCCUGGACCAGGCUGUCCUUGACCUGCAGAGAUGUGUGAGCCUGGAGCCCAAGAACAAAGUCUUCCAGGAAGCCCUGCGGAACAUUGGAGGGCAGAUUCAGGAGAAGGUACGAUACAUGUCCUCAACAGAUGCCAAAGUGGAACAGAUGUUUCGGAUACUGUUGGACCCAGAAGAAAAAGGCACUGAGAAGAAGCAAAAGGCUUCUCAGAACUUGGUGGUGCUGGCCCGAGAGGAUGCUGGAGCUGAGAAGAUUUUCCGGAGCAAUGGGGUUCAGCUUUUGCAGCGCCUGCUGGACACUGGAGAGACUGACCUCAUGCUGGCAGCUCUGCGUACACUGGUUGGCAUUUGCUCUGAGCAUCAAUCACGGACAGUAGCAACCCUGAGUGUGCUGGGAACUCGGCGAGUGGUCUCCAUCUUGGGUGUGGAAAACCAGGCUGUGUCCCUGGCUGCCUGCCACCUGCUGCAGGUUAUAUUUGAUGCCCUCAAAGAAGGUAUCAAAAAAGGUUUCCGAGGCAAAGAAGGUGCCAUCAUUGUGGAUCCUGCCCGGGAGCUGAAGGUCCUCAUUAGUAACCUCUUAGAGCUACUGACUGAGGUUGGGGUCUCUGGCCAAGGCCGAGACAAUGCUCUGACCCUCUUGAUUAAAAUGGUGCCCCGGAAAUCACCUAAGGAUCCCAACAAUAGUCUGACUCUCUGGGUCAUUGACCAAGGUCUGAAAAAGAUCUUGGAGGUGGGGGGCUCCUUGCAGGAUCCUCCUGGGGAGCUUGCGGUGACAGCAAACAGCCGCAUGAGCGCUUCCAUUCUCCUUAGCAAGCUCUUUGAUGACCUGAAGUGUGAUGCUGAGAGGGAGAAUUUCCACCGACUCUGUGAAAACUACAUCAAGAGCUGGUUUGAGGGCCAAGGGCUGGCCGGGAAGCUACGGGCCAUCCAGACAGUGUCCUGCCUCCUGCAGGGCCCAUGUGAUGCUGGCAACCGGGCUUUGGAGCUGAGUGGUGUCAUGGAGAGUGUGAUUGCUCUGUGUGCCUCUGAGCAGGAGGAAGAGCAGCUGGUGGCUGUGGAGGCUUUGAUCCAUGCAGCCGGCAAGGCCAAGCGGGCCUCAUUCAUCACUGCCAAUGGUGUCUCGCUGCUAAAGGACCUGUAUAAGCGUAGUGAGAAGGAUAGCAUCCGCAUCCGGGCACUGGUGGGACUCUGCAAGCUUGGCUCAGCUGGAGGGACUGACUUUAGCAUGAAGCAAUUUGCUGAAGGCUCCACUUUGAAGCUGGCCAAGCAGUGUCGAAAGUGGCUAUGCAAUGACCAGAUUGAUGCAGGCACUCGGCGCUGGGCGGUGGAGGGCCUGGCUUACCUUACCUUUGAUGCUGAUGUAAAAGAAGAGUUUGUGGAGGAUGAGGCUGCUCUGAAGGCUCUGUUCCAGUUCAGCAAGUCCGAGGAGAGGUCGGUGCUCUUUGCAGUGGCUUCAGCACUGGUGAAUUGCACCAACAGCUAUGACUAUGAGGAGCCUGACCCCAAGAUGGUGGAGCUAGCCAAAUAUGCUAAGCAACAUGUGCCUGAGCAGCACCCUAAGGACAAACCAAGCUUUGUGAGGGCUCGGGUGAAGAAGCUACUGGCAGCAGGUGUGGUGUCAGCCAUGACAUGUAUGGUGAAGACCGAGAGCCCGGUGCUGACUAAUUCCUGCAGAGAGCUGCUCUCCAGGGUCUUUCUGGCUUUGGUGGAAGAGGUGGAGGAACGAGGCACCGUGGUUGCUCAGGGGGGAGGCAAGGCUCUGCUCCCGCUGGCCCUGGAGGGCACUGACACGGGGCAGACAAAGGCAGCCCAGGCUCUCGCCAAGCUCACCAUCACCUCCAACCCAGAGAUGACCUUUCCUGGUGAGCGGAUCUACGAAGUGGUCCGGCCCCUCGUCUCCCUGUUGCACCUCAACUGCUCAGGACUGCAGAACUUCGAGGCACUCAUGGCCCUAACAAACCUGGCGGGGAUCAGUGAGAGGCUCCGACAGAAGAUCCUAAAGGAGAAAGCUGUGCCCAUGAUCGAGGGUUACAUGUUUGAGGAGCAUGAGAUGAUCCGCCGGGCAGCCACAGAGUGCAUGUGUAACUUGGCCAUGAGCAAGGAGGUGCAGGACCUCUUUGAAGCCCAGGGCAAUGACCGGCUAAAGCUGCUGGUGCUAUACAGUGGAGAAGAUGAUGAAUUGUUACGGCGGGCAGCUGCUGGAGGCCUGGCCAUGCUCACCUCAAUGAGACCCUCGCUCUGCAGCCGCAUCCCCCAAGUGACCACACAUUGGCUGGAGAUCCUACAGGCCCUGCUUCUGAGUCCCAACCAGGAACUGCAGCACCGGGGUGUUGUGGUGGUGUUGAAUAUGGUGGAGGCCUCCAGGGAGAUUGCCAGCACCCUGAUGGAGAGUGAGGUGCUAGAGAUCCUGUCAGUCCUGGCUAAGGGCGAGGAAGACCCUAUUACUCGGGCUGCUGCAGCCUGCUUAGGGAAAUCAGUGGAAUAUGGGCUUAUCCAACCCAACCAGGAUAAAAAGUGAGGGGCUGCCCUUGACCCAUGGCUCAUGCACACACUACCGUUGCACUGAGAGUGAGGACAGAAGCAGCUUUGGCUGAUGGGCACUGGAACACUGAACACUCUUGCCUCUCCUCCACAGCUGCCCUUUGACAUCCUCUCCUGAGUUUUGGAUCACAACCAGUCACACAGCCCUGCUUUGCCGGCACUGACUCCAGCCUUACAGGGGCCCUACUUUACUACUGUAGAGAGCUGGGUAUGGGGAAGGUGCAUUACAGCUCUGCCUGUGGAUUCUGGUCAUCAGGAAGGGCAUAUCAGCAGCCUCUCCAGCUGUGAGCAUCAUCUAAGUCUAUUAGCAGGCCUGCCCCUCUAAUAAAGUGUAUUGUACUCAAAUGUGUGCC